Molecule: messenger RNA, 453 nt
Organism: Bursaphelenchus okinawaensis
Lineage: Eukaryota; Metazoa; Nematoda; Chromadorea; Rhabditida; Aphelenchoididae
Source: the annotation of a GenBank genome assembly
AUGGACAACUGGACAGUUGAUAUGGAUCAAAUAGCCGAUAUUAAUGUAAGUCGAGUGCCUUGCUUUAGUUUGUAUACAUACACUUGGUGACAUAGGUUUCUUUCGGGGUUAUUAAUGUAUUCAAGUGCAAAUAUCAGUGUCUCGUGAUAUAAAUUGCGUAAGUUAUUGUUUUAUUGACCAGUAUUAUGCGUUUAGGUUUAUGACGAAGGUAUAUCACAGUAUAAGUUAAUGGACGAAGCCUCUCAACUAAAGUUUCUGGCCGCGUUGGGGCUAGGAAAGGCCAUGGUAAGAUGCCGUGUGUAUAAGGACGAUGAGGACGAGCCGAAGAACUAUUUAGAAGACAAUAAUUAUACGUUCAAUGUGAGUGACAAAGAGAUGGAUUCGAGGCCGGAAUUGGCGAACGUUGUGGAUUGGCUUAAGGAUCGAGGGUAUCGAUUUAGCUCAAGUAUCUGA